UGUAACAUGCCGUGACAGCAUUGCUUCUUGGGACACUGUUGCUACAUCAGAGCACACUGAAGGGUAACUGUGAAUACCCAAUGAUUUGCUCAGAAUUUAGACCACAUAGAGAUUUUAUUUCCUUACCGCGAUAAUAAUCAGAGAGAUAUGGCUUUACCUUACGUAAACAUCAUCACCUCCGUGCUGCUCGUAUUGUUAUUCACAUCAGCACACAGUACGUCGAACAGAAUUUCAAGUGUUCAAGAAAAGUUGGAAAGCUUCGACAACUCUCAGCAGAAAAUCAUAAGUACGCUGUUUAACUUGACGGAGAAUCAACACGUGCAGAACGACCACAAUUUCAUCUUUCCGCCACUGUUCUGGAAAAAGAAAAAAGGAGUGUACGAAAGUGAUGUCAAACUCAACUUCCAUGGCGACCCAACACUGGCAGCGAUGAGAGAUAGCUUCAAAGUGUUCGAUAACAACAUGUUUGCCACAGCAUGGAUUACUUCUUGUUUGAUCGAAGCCUACGAAUACGGCGAAGCCCCAAAACCCUCUGAUGCAUUGAUUUCUAUAUCGCUUGAAGCACUUGGCGAUUUUCAUGACAGAAAUUCACCCCAGCAACCAAAUGCCAUCAUGACGUUUUGGCCGGAGGCCUACAAUGCUUCGUCGUCGUCAUGGGAGAGUACUCCGGAUAAUCUGUUGGCACUUUUUAAGAUGGCCGAUUAUUUGCCGUGGAGCAUUCUGGAGAAGAUUCUGACCUUCCUCGGUUUCUCAGAAGAAGCAAAAUACAUUAAAGAGCUCUUGGAUUCCAGGGCAGCUUACCUCAAGGCCUUUCAGAUCACUCCAGAUUUUGACGACACCUUUGUUAACCUUGGACUAGGUUCGCUGCUGUUUCAAUAUACGAGUGACUUUCCCUCCUCUCACACAUUGUGGCGUCGUCAGAACACAAAUCUAGACAGCAUUUGGACCGCUCUCAAGAAGUUUGCUUACAGACCGUUUUCCGGUGACCGCGACGUAAACACAAUCGACCCAAGGACAUACUUCUACAUCCGCGGCUUUCUGGAACAGGCCAAUGACACGGGGAGAGAUGUGGCCCUCAUUCCCACCUGGGUUCAAGAUCUGGCGGGUAACAGAAAUAUGAGCCAGAGGAACGUUGCCAUGCCGUUUAACAUCAACAAUGUAGACGCUACUGUGUCCGCUAACGCCAUAUUUGGUAUCACAGCUGCUGCAGUUGGAGGACUCAUUAAUGACAGUGUACUUAAUGACCCCGACAUUCAGAAAAUCUACCUGAACACUUCAGCCAUGUUGGUUUGGGAGAUCGAGCAUGACUUCGUGGGGCGGAGGGAUUUGGCCUUGACAUACUACCCGUCUCUCAUUGAAUUCUAUUGGUUCGUGUCCAGAACAUUUUCACUCCUCCAGCGCCAAGUACACAGGACACAGUCCGUACCGGAACCACUUGAAACUGUGCGACGGAACUUUGGUGUGGUCCUUCAAGAUCAUGUCACUAACGUUAUCGUGAACCAAGCAAAAGAGGAAGGAAGCGAAAUGGUGUAUUUUGACGACUUUCUCGGGGAUGGAGAUUUUACAGAUAAUGGCGAACCCGAGGUAAGAGGUGAGGACCGAAUCUUCACUACCGCUAUGGCUGUUAACACAUUGGUGAACACGUGGACGGUAUUGGACUACGCCAAGGGGCAGACGGAUCACGGCAACCAGGACACGCCAUGUGCCAGUUCAAAUCCGGCCUUGGACAUGAAACUUUCAGAUUUCUCUAAAGUUCCGGCAGUUGUCCGGGAUAUUGUGAAGAAGGCAACACUGUGGUUGACUGAGAAUGCCACGAGUGGAAAAUAUAAACCCUGGAAUGCUUUCUUUUCGGGCUCUGUCAAGGGUGAUGAUACUCUUCCAAUCUGGUAUCCAUUCAACCGUUUCGAGUAUCUGAAUGGCACGAAAAUCCCUCUGAACGCUACCAUUUUUUCUAAAGACGUUCUUAUCGGGUUUGAAGGGAUAGUGUCGGAAGAUAAAUAUCAGGUAAUGCUCAACCAGACUCGCUUCGGAAGACGAACGCCAAUGGUUUUUAAGGGUUUCAACUCUGGCAACAAUUCCUUUCCCUUCUGGUGCUCUGAAGCAUAUACUUACGCCACCACCAUGCUGGCUUUGGCCCAAACCAUCUCCGUGGCGUCACCAGGUCCUGAGUCCAACGUCAUUCCUACGCUUUGA
Molecule: messenger RNA, 2193 nt
Organism: Liolophura sinensis
Lineage: Eukaryota; Metazoa; Mollusca; Polyplacophora; Chitonida; Chitonidae
Exons: 9
Coding region: 148-2193 (681 amino acids)
Source: RefSeq, a predicted model, not a curated record